UCAUUUACCACUGCCCAGCGUGAGAAAGAAAGCGCCACCUACAGACAGAGAAAUGCCGCUGCAGAGACCUGCAGGAGGCACAGCAUUGAUGGAGCCAUGGUAACACAGAGUCAAAGGUCAAACUUAGGGUCAGUGUCAGCUGACCGCUUCCACCCCUACCGUCGUCAGUUCAGCAACGGUGGGGUUGCCACGGGUUGGUUGGCCCCUGGGCCCCCUGGGUCUCAUCCCUUCAUCAGUCUCGGAGAGGUGGAGUCUCCAGAUAGUUUCACAGACACAUCUACCAGUGAGGAACAGACAUGCUGGGAUACAUACAACGGGAGUUUCCAAGCUUCCAGACUGAUGCAGGGCUCCCAGCACUCUUACCCAGAACCACUGGCUGCACCCAAGGAACCUUCCUGCUUCCUGUCCCAAGGCCAUGCCUCCUACAGCCCCCUAGCCCCACUGCAGCAGUUCUCACCAGGUGUGUAUUCUACCAGUGGACAAUCCAAAAGUUCUCAGUACUCUCUCCAGUGCCUCUCCACUCCAACCCAUCAGGACAGUAGCAUGCAGUCCCUCUUCCCCAAGCCCAUCUACUCAUACAGCAUUCUGAUCUUCAUGGCUCUGAGGAACAGUAAGACAGGGAGUCUCCCUGUUAGUGAGAUCUACAGGUUCAUGACUGAACACUUCCCAUACUUCAAGACGGCUCCAGAUGGAUGGAAGAACUCGGUCCGCCACAAUCUGUCUCUGAAUAAGUGCUUUGAGAAGGUGGAGAAUAAGAUUGGCAACUCUUCCCGUAAGGGCUGCCUGUGGGCCCUCAACCCAGCCAAGAUAGAGAAGAUGCAGGAGGAGCUACACAAGUGGCGCCGCAAAGACCCCCUCACUGUCCGCAAGAGCAUGGCCAGGCCAGAGGACCUGGAUCGCCUGUUGGGGGAAAGACCAGGGAAUCUGAAAUCUUUACCUUUUUACCACCAGACCCCACUGGCAAGAUCCACCACAAACUACAACCCUACCCCUUCCUCCUUCACUUCAUCCCAGCCUCCAGAGCCCUGUCGUCCUCUCCAACGUCCCCUCUACCCCCACGUCCCCCCUUCCACCCUGACAGUCAACCAGCACCCCCGCUACAUGUCCCCCACCACCCCCCACCCCUUCUCCUUCUACUCCCCCUGCGGACAGCAGCCUCCAUCAGGUAUCCCUCCCAAUGUGGGUACCUUGGGUUCCCCUUUGGCGGGGCAGACACCCUCCAACUGUAGCGCCACCAUACAGGCAGAGUAUAAAUUUGGGCCCAGGAGCAUGCAGGAGCUACAGCUAGAGGGAGAUGCUAGUAACGAUAUCGACACGCUCAACCCCAGCUUGACUGACCUGCAGCUCCACGGUUACUUGUGGGAGGAGCUGAGAGAGGACAGCCUGGCUCCUGAUUCGCUGGUAGCAAUCAGUCCCUCCUCGUCCCCCUCAUCUUCCCAGCCAACACACUUCCUCCUGGGGUCAAGUCUGAGGAGCACCUGUCCUGUCAACCAGACAUCAGAGUUGAUCUCUGUCGGGCUGGGGAAGGAGGAGGAAGAAGAUGAGGGGGAGAUGGACGGAGGAUGUGGAGGUCCAUCAGACCUACAUAUUAAUGGACAGUACCACACAGCCUACACAGGUGUGGAGAGUUUAGCUGGUUACCUCACUUCCAUGGGGAACACCCCCAUACCUUUGCUUUGA
Messenger RNA from Oncorhynchus mykiss (rainbow trout), 1680 nucleotides. RefSeq names its product forkhead box protein N4-like. Gene Ontology annotation, molecular function: transcription cis-regulatory region binding; DNA-binding transcription factor activity, RNA polymerase II-specific. The record is from RefSeq and is a predicted model, not a curated record. NCBI's taxonomy places the organism in Eukaryota, Metazoa, Chordata, Actinopteri, Salmoniformes, Salmonidae. Gene Ontology annotation, biological process: regulation of transcription by RNA polymerase II.